AUUGCCUAAAUAAACAAGCAAAGAUGGAGAUUGGAACUGAAAUAAGCAAGAAAAUACGAGCUGCUAUCAAAGGCAAACUGCAGGAGCUAGGCGCCUAUAUUGACGAAGAGCUUCCUGACUACAUCAUGGUGAUGGUAGCAAAUAAGAAAACCUCCCAGCAGAUGACUGAAGACCUCUCUCUGUUCCUUGGAAACAACACUAUUAAGUUUACAACUUGGCUUCAUGGUGUCCUGGAGAAACUAAGAUCUGUUGCUGGAGAGCCAGCAUCUCUAAGGCAACUGGAGUCUGAUGCUGUUCCUGUACUUGGGAAGAGUCAAUCGUCUGUAAAUGAAAAUGGCAGAGGGGACGACUUGAAGCUGCUAGCGGUCUCCAGCUCACGGACUGAUAGGAUUGAAGCUCCUGUGUCGAGUUCUGCUUAUGACAGCAGGAAAGGGAUGCUGGGAAAGGGCUUCUCACGACACACCUCAGCUGUUAAGUCUAGCACGGAGCCUCUCCCUUCAGAAGCUGUUAUUGAUAUCAAACCUGAGAUGGACGAUGAUCUCAUUGCUGAAGAACCUGUAGAAACGAGACAAGGUCGCAUCCGUGGAGCUACAGGUCGGCCAACUGCUGAGAUCUACAGACCUGGUCAGACUAGGUUUACUUCUAUGAGCUCUCUGGAGUUGUGUCGACCGACAGAAGGAUCCUCUAGUAUAAGGCAGCAGGACGGACGGAGCAGCAGAGCAUCCAGAGCAGGGCUGAGCAAGCAGGAGGAGAUGUCACGGAAAAGGAAGGCUCCCGUGGCGAGCUCUGUCGUUCGAGUGAACAGAGCAGACGAGGAAGACGAGGAAGAAAGUGAUGAUGCAGAAGAAGAUGACCCGAGUUAUGGCAGCAGAAGCCUCUCCAGCAGAGUGUCGCUUCCCUCCAAACCUGAGCGAAAACCGACUCUCCCACCAGCCAAACAAGCCAACAGGAAUCUCAUCCUGAAGGCCAUCUCUGAGGCUCAGGACUCAAUCACCAAAACUACAUCUUAUCCUGCAAUGCCACAGAGACAGACGGUUCCUGUGGCGCCUCGUACGCGCUUGGCCAGCAGCGAAGAGAUAUCUGCAGCCAUCCAGCUGAUGCACAACCUAGCCCCCAGAGUGGAAGCAUACGCCGCUGUGGAGCAGCCUGCCUCCAGAACACCAACGAGAUCAUUGGCUUCACGUCUUCAGUUAGAGGCCGCUGAUACACAACAUCAGAUUGAAUAUGCUGUGGAAACCCCUGCUGGCUGUGAGUCAAAGACCUCAGAUACGCGCUCUUUCAUAAUGAGUCGGCCGACCUUGGAGGAACCGUCUGUCCAAAGUCAGCAACAAGUCCAUACCCCAGCUUUGCCACGCACAGUCCAGGCCAGGGAGGGAGUUGACUCCUCCAGUCCAAAGUUCAUUGUGACGUUAGACGGUGUUCCGAGCCCGCUGGGUAACCUUCUAGACGGAGACAUGGAUUUGGAUGAUGUGAGACCAUCAGCAAAGGUUACAGAGGCUGCCGGCCUGCCGGUUUACAGGGAGCCCAAAGUCAGCAUCCUCAGCAGGUUACAGGGUGUGGUCACAUCAUCAGAAGAUGAAAGGAUGGAGAUGGAGAUGGCAGGUGAGGAUGAUGUCCCUAUGAAGAAGCAGAAGGUUAUGGAGCGCUGCAAGUUCUGGCCUGUCUGUAAAAGUGGAGAUGAGUGUAUGUACCAUCACCCAACAGCACAGUGCAAGACUUUCCCAAACUGCAAAUUUGGAGAUAAAUGCCUUUUUGUGCAUCCUAACUGUAAAUAUGACGCUCGCUGCGCAAAGCCAGACUGUCCCUUCACUCACGUUAGCCGCAGAGGUUCUGUUGUUCCUCCACCCAGAACAGCUGUGCAACCAAACCAGAAUGCAACCGUGUGUCGCUUCUUCCCAGAGUGCAAGAAAGUGGACUGUCCCUUUUUUCAUCCAAAGCCUUGUCGUUUUGCCACGCAGUGUAAAAGAGCUGGGUGUACCUUCUACCACCCAACAGCAGCUGUGCCUCCCAGACACGCCCUGAAGUGGACGAAAGACAGAGCAGCUAAUUAAGCCCAGAGAGUCAUGGUCAGUUGUCAAGCUGUGGAAGAUGUCCAUCAUUUGUGUUUCCAGGACAUUAGAUGGAACAUUUAAUUAUGGUUUUUUUUAGUGUAUUAUUUGAACUGAUUUUUAAAAAGUGUCUUUUGUAAAAUGAAAGUGAGUUUCUGCUGAUGUACCCAGUAUAUUAAAGGCUCAGCAAUGUUUCUACUUA
Cyprinodon tularosa is the source of this 2250-nucleotide messenger RNA. RefSeq names its product zinc finger CCCH-type containing 14 (gene zc3h14). The transcript has 17 exons. Gene Ontology annotation, cellular component: nucleus; cytoplasm. Bases 24 to 2051 code for a protein of 675 amino acids. Gene Ontology annotation, molecular function: poly(A) binding; metal ion binding. Gene Ontology annotation, biological process: regulation of mRNA stability. Lineage: Eukaryota; Metazoa; Chordata; Actinopteri; Cyprinodontiformes; Cyprinodontidae. The record is from RefSeq and is a predicted model, not a curated record.